Messenger RNA from Cylicocyclus nassatus, 1071 nucleotides. The record is from the annotation of a GenBank genome assembly. Lineage: Eukaryota; Metazoa; Nematoda; Chromadorea; Rhabditida; Strongylidae.
AUGCCCACUUACCCAAACGAUGAUCCAUUUUGGAAAUCAUAUUCAACAACGGAGCUCAAUCGAUCAACACCAAACCUGCGCCAUAACGUCGAGAGAUGCGUAAGUCGCUUGUCAGCUGGAGCAUACAAACACAGCCAAUCUCUGCGCUCCCGCGCUUCUUCUGCGACAUCGAACGGUCUGGAUUCCAACCAGAUUCACUUCCUUUUCAACAAGCGAGGGAGCCGUAGCAGCCUAGCGACAACCAGCAGCCAUGAUACUUCAUCUCCAACGAGUACGGCGUCAUCGCAUUCUAUGCCUAUGGACCAAGUUGUUCGACGAAGUAACGUGAUUAUGGUGGCUCCGCACGGGGCUCGAAGCUCACUCAACAAUGAGCGAAGAGAUUCUGGAGAAAAAUCUACUACGGAAGAGAGCGACGAAACGCAAGUGAGCUCACCACGGCCAUUUGGACGACAAAUGACAGCACCUAGCUUGCCACUUGCUACUAAGCUGCUCUACGUCGGUGAAGUCGUUUGGCAGAUUGACGACACAGUGUAUGUUGGCUCGCAGGAUGCCGUAGCAAAUAUGAAUCUGCUCUGUCGAUUGAACAUCGAGUUCGUGUGCGAUUUGUGCAAUGAAGAUGGCGAAGAAGCAAACAGGAGGCGAUACGACUGCCCGUGCUUAUGCCCGCGGAGGUCCAAACAUUUUCGAUAUUUCGUCGCAAUGGAUGUACCAGAGACGGAAAAGAAAUGUAUUGAUUCCAAGGUGAACAUGACGGUACUAUUCGACCAAUUUUGCGAUCUCGUCGAAAGAGGAAGGAAAGCUGGAAAGUGCGUUUUGGUGUGCAGCGCUAAGGGAAGAAAUAGAGCACCCGCAUUCUGCGCAGCAUAUCUGAUCAGCAAAGAGAGGAUGAGUCGGCAACAAGCAGUAGCAAAAGUUCUUGAACAGAUGAACACAAUGCGACCAGCUCCGAACAUCUCCGACUUCAUGCAGAGGGCUCUGAUGCGGUACCAGGCUUCGAAGGGCAUCCAGGGUGCGCCCGACACCUCGCACACCCUUCCUCUAUUCAGCAUUAAAAGGACCGCGUGGACCUAA